This is a messenger RNA of Puma concolor (puma), 1161 nucleotides long. It is a transcript of the gene DNAJC28, whose product is annotated as DnaJ heat shock protein family (Hsp40) member C28. The record is from RefSeq and is a predicted model, not a curated record. NCBI's taxonomy places the organism in Eukaryota, Metazoa, Chordata, Mammalia, Carnivora, Felidae.
AUGAACACAGUGUGUGUAAUAAUGGCUCACAUCUUAAGAUCUCAUCUGAUAAAUGCUUCAAUGGUACCGAAUCGAAGGAAAAUGCCUCCAUAUCUUGGUGUCAUUAGAAACAGAAUGAUGUCAACUCAGAAAUCCAAAAAGAAGAUGAGAGACUAUUACAGGCUGCUGAAUCUGGAUGAAGGAUGCUCUGCAGAUGAUGUCAGGGAAGCUUUUCAUAAGCUUGCCAAGCAAUACCACCCAGACGGUGGUUCUAGUACAGCGGAUUCAGCAACAUUCAUACAGAUCGAAGAAGCUUAUAGGAAGGUGCUUUCCCACGUGGUAGCACAAGCAAAUGCCGGACAGAAUAAAGUUGAAGAAGCAGAGGAAGAGGAAGAAAAGUUCAAAUAUAAAACACCCCAACACCGACAUUAUUUAAGUUUUGAAGGUAUUGGUUUCGGAAGUCCCAGUCAACGAGAGAAGCAAUAUAGGCAAUUUAGAGCAGACCGUGCAACUGAACAAGUGAUGGAAUAUCAGAAGCAGAAACUACAAAGCCAGUAUUUCAUUGAUAGCGUAAUUGUUAAAGAUGUAAGACAGAGUAAAGAACAAAAGAUAACUCAGGCUAUUGAGCGUUUAGUAGAGGAUCUCAUUCAGGAAUCAAUGGCAAAAGGAGACUUUGACAAUCUCAGUGGGAAGGGAAAACCUCUAAAAAAAUUUUCUGGCUGUUCAUAUAUUGAUCCCAUGACUCACAACCUGAACAGAAUAUUGAUAGAUAAUGGAUACCAACCAGAAUGGAUCCUCAUGCAAAAGGAAAUAAAGGAUACUAUCGAUCAACUCAGAGAGGCAAUUUUAGUGUCAAGGAAAAAACUUGGGAAUCCAAUGACACCAACUGAACAGAAACAGUGGAACCAAGUUUGUGAGCAGUUUCACGAAAACAUCAGGAAACUGAACAAGCGAAUUAAUGAUUUUAAUUUAAUUGUUCCCCUCUUGAGCAGGCAAAAAGUCCAUUUUGAUGCACAGAAAGAAAUUGCCAGAGCCCAGGAAAUAUAUGAAGCCCUUAUAAAAACAAAAGAAGUCACAGAUAAAAACUCAAACAACACUGAUCAGGGAGAAGGGGAGAAAAUACCUGGAGUCAAGACAGGCUUUUUUAACUGGAUGAAUGUGUGGAAAUUUAUUAAAAUCUGA